Messenger RNA from Onychostoma macrolepis, 3742 nucleotides. RefSeq names its product cysteine-rich secretory protein LCCL domain containing 2 (gene crispld2). The coding region runs from base 516 to 2042 and encodes 508 amino acids. Gene Ontology annotation, cellular component: extracellular region. The record is from RefSeq and is a predicted model, not a curated record. NCBI's taxonomy places the organism in Eukaryota, Metazoa, Chordata, Actinopteri, Cypriniformes, Cyprinidae. The transcript is spliced from 15 exons.
AACUAGCCCCGUUCUCCAUUUAUGACGAAAUGUCAUAUAACUAUUAAUGUAUAGACGGGCCUAAAGACAUAUUACAAAACGAUAACUCCUCGACAAACAUCCGGCUGUGUUGAGUUGUUGAGUAAUCCUCUGGACGCCUCUCUGGAGCUGGUGUGCGAUGAUUUACGUUCUUUGCGUUUUCAUCUUGACAUCGUUCGUCAGAGCGCCGGAGGUUUGCCAGGAACACAACCUUCCUCAGCCUCCCCUCCUCUUCUUCACGCUCCUCUGCUUCGCUAUAAAAGGCGCGGAGCUUCUUCCACACACUCAGUCGGAGUCACCAGCUGCCAAACACAGUCCACUACUCACACUUGUUUGACUUUCAAGGAACAUACUCCAGCCGCAAGACACAGAGCUGCAGCAACCUCUGGGAUAGCUCGUGGAGAAGACGCAAACUAGAUUUUUCAGAACAGAGCCCUGAAGACACGCUCACACAAGGCAGUCUACUGUAGUCCGACCCUGACAGCAUCACCGCUGCCAUGCACAGGCUCGUUUCCAUUGCCCUGCUAUUCCUGGGUGCCAGUUUGGCUGCUUCCCUCUUCCUCCCUGACUCUCUGGAGCUGAGGCAGCUGAUGCAACGCUACCAGGAUGAGCUGGAGCCCAACGGCACAAAAGCCGAUGCACCUUUACGCACUCGCAGAGCCAUCAGGUGGUCAGACAGAGAGGAGAUCCUGCAACUGCACAACAAGCUGAGAGGAGAGGUGUACCCGACCUCCUCCAACAUGGAGUACAUGGUUUGGGACGAUGAACUGGAGAAGUCAGCGACCUACUGGGCAGAACAGUGCCAGUGGGAACAUGGACCUAAAGACCUACUGAUGUCCAUCGGGCAGAACCUGGCAGUGCACUGGGGAAGGUACCGCUCUCCGGCCUACCAUGUACAGGCCUGGUACGACGAGGUGAAGGACUACACCUACCCUUACCCGCAUGAGUGCAACCCCUGGUGCCCUGAGCGCUGCUCUGGACCCAUGUGCACCCACUACACACAACUGGUCUGGGCCACGACCAACCGUGUCGGCUGUGCUGUUCACACGUGUCCACGUAUGAACGUAUGGGGAGAAAUCUGGGAGAACGCCAUCUAUCUCGUCUGCAAUUACUCACCCAAGGGGAACUGGAUCGGGGAAGCCCCUUACCAAAACGGCCGCCCCUGUUCCCAGUGCCCACCAAGCUAUGGAGGAGGAUGCAGAGACAACCUCUGCUACAAGGGAGACCCUGAACGUCAUGAGUCUCCAGAUAUGAAUGAGGUGGAGAAGCCCCAGGAGCCUGUACAGCCUCGAACUACUCCAACUAGGCCUCAGCCCAAACCCUUUUUGCCCCAAAAACCUGCAAAUACCAAUCCUUCCUCAACCAAGAUUACAAGAACUACCUAUCUAGCACAAAAUAUUAAGUGUGAGACAAAAAUGAGGGACAAAUGUAAAGGAGCAGCCUGCAACAGGUACAACUGCCCAGCAAACUGCUUAAAUAAGAAGGGGAAAGUGUGGGGAACACUGUAUUAUGAUGUUCAAUCGAGUAUUUGCCGUGCUGCUAUCCACUAUGGAAUAAUUGACAACAAUGGAGGCCUUGUGGAUGUAACGAGAAAAGACAACUUCCCAUUCUUUGUAAAGGCAACCAAGAAUGGCGUAGAGUCAUUCAGUAAAUACAAACCUGGCAAUGCAUUUACAGUGUCGAGAGUGGAAGAGCAAACAAUAGACUGCUACACAACAGUGGCUGAGAUUUGUCCCUUCAAGGCAUCCACCUCUCAUUGUCCAAGAGUCUUCUGCCCAGCUAAUUGCAUAAACGAACCUUCAUAUUGGGCUCCAGUGGUCGGCAGCAACAUAUACGGAGAUGGCUCCAGUAUCUGCCGAGCAGCUAUCCACGCUGGGGUGAUCAAAGCCAGCGGCGGCUAUGUGGACCUCCUGGCUCUGGAUAAGAGGAAAAGCUACACCGGGACCUUGAAGAAUGGCAUCCAGUCCGAGAGUAAAACCAAUUCAGAAGGCGGUUCGUUCCGUGUCUUCGCUGUUAGAGAGUGAGACGGCACUGACGGGACACAAAAGAUCACCGAUUUGCUCUCGAAAGUCAGGACAUAUCAAAUGAAAUGCAACAUUUGGACCAAAGAGACAUUUACAGAAGACCAAAGGAUGUGUCAAAGUCUGCUAGCUCAAUCCAUGGGCUUCCAAAGGUUUUAUAUACAAUUGUGAAUAAGAUUUUUGACCACAUGCAGCUCUUAACAAAAUGCAGUGUGGUAGAAAUGGUAUUUUAACAGCGGUGCUGGUUUCAAUCGUUGUUGUUUUUUAGAUUCAAGUCAGUUUAUUUUUUGAUUAUAUUCUGUUAGUCUUGAAUACAAGCAAAUUCUCUAAUUUACAUACAAAAUGCAUAUUGAUUACACUGUAUUUAAUCUGUACAGAUAUUUUGUUGAUUUAUCAUUUUUUGCUUUAUUUCCUAAAUCAUUUUUGGAAGCCGGAGCUGGAAUAGGGUGUAAUAGUCACACCCACUUUUUUGCUUUAAGAGAUAUUUUUCCAGUUCAGUUUAUCUAUAGUAAAAAAAUCCAACCAUCUCCAUGAUGAAUCACAAAAUUACAAACAUAAUAUGAAAAUAUAAUUUUCAGCUCAGAUGGUACGCCUGUCUCAAAAGUUCAAUUCAAAAAUCAAUUUCUCUAUGAGGAAAAUGAGUGGGAUUUUUACUUCCGGAAACUUUUGCGCUCUAUUGCAAUAGUAGUUGAGUGUGUACAGUGCAGUACGGGGGAUUUAUUAAACCUGAAGUGGGCAAACAGAUGCUUCGUAGAGAAAUGGCAAAGAAAAAGAGGCGAACCUCCAAGCAAAAGAAACCUUUUCUUCAUAAUGCAUGUAAGCCUUCCAGAGUCAACAGUACUCAGACUUUAUGGUAAAGGUGCAAAAACAUUGAAACAAUGUUCAAUCCCAGGAGGAUUCAGAGUCACUGAGUGCAUGUUUAGGCUCAUCUUUCAUUAUGGUGCCUUCAUUUUUGUUAUUUAUUAUUAUGCCUCCUUCAACCCCUGCUCAGAACUGCAAAUUCUGUGGAACAGAACCAAAUAUUUAUGAAUGUGACAUGUGAUAUGUGCUCACUUGAGAAUCGAACGUCUGUCGGCGUCUAACAUAUUCCUGUUUGGUUAAAUGCUAUAUAGAACCCAGAGCUUGUCAUUACUGCCAAAAGCAAUUCCAUUAGAAGUUUAACUUUAUUUUUUAUUUCACACGAAAUGAAACUCAAGUGCGCCAUGCCGACUGAACAUCAGUUUGUUUAAACCACUUUAUACUGCAACAUGAUAAAAAGGUACUUGCGCUGAAAGCCAUGCCUCUGAAAGGAAAGAGACUGUUGUAUAUCAACGGUAUAUCUACUUCUUAUCUUAGUGCAUAUCUCAGUUAGUGUUCAGAUUCGAGGAUUUAGACUUAAUGUAGAUGUUCUUAUAAAACAAGGGCCAUGGAGCACAAUAAUCCCUUUGAAGGCUUCCGUUUUGCUGCUUUUAACUUUUCACCGACUUUUAUUUUCUUUGUAACUUUCUCGAAUUGUUACCUCAGUCUUGUUGCAGCGAUAUAUUUGAGUAUUGAUGUUUUUAGGGAAAUCAUAAAUGUUUGUACAGUACAAUGGUUUGUGUAAAUAUUCAGAUUUGUGCUUUGUUUUCAAAUCCGUAUUGUAAAAGUAUGAAAGUGUAUGUCAUCUGUGCCUUUUUUAAAGCCAGAGGGAUAAUUGUUUUUGCACAAAUUUAAAAUUAAGACUA